Messenger RNA from Megalops cyprinoides (Indo-Pacific tarpon), 1950 nucleotides. RefSeq names its product transmembrane protein 39B (gene tmem39b). Gene Ontology annotation, cellular component: membrane. NCBI's taxonomy places the organism in Eukaryota, Metazoa, Chordata, Actinopteri, Elopiformes, Megalopidae. Bases 383 to 1849 code for a protein of 488 amino acids. The transcript has 9 exons. The record is from RefSeq and is a predicted model, not a curated record.
UUUGUGUUUCAAACGAAGAGUGCCACUCUAGUGAUUCAAUUUCUAAAAAGAGGAUUGUCUCUUUAAAAAAGACUCCGCUCCCUCGUGUUCUCAAACACGUCCGCGCCCCCGUCUUGCAAGCGAAACAACAGCAAACCUGCUGGUUGCCCAUCCUGAGUACAAUGAAAAUGCAGUCAUACUUUACUGAAAAAGACGCAGUCUAUACAAGAAAGGACUAGCCAGCUACCGGUCCAGACCGUUAAACCUCCCGUUACAUCAGUCGCAGGCCUGUGUGAAAUAUAAUCGCUGGCGGAGCGCCGGUGUGACCUGCAGAGAGAGGGAGAAGUACACGCACACGCACACAUACCCAUACACACUAGUAAGCGUGGUGGGUGUGUCUGAAAUGGCGGGCGGAAGGAGAGGCGCCAACCGGACCUCUUACUGCCGGUCUCCUUUGAGCAGCGAGCCGGGCUCAGUCGGCAACGGCAACCACUCCACCAGCUCCCCAGUGACAGGGGUGCGGUCUCGGACCAGGAGUGGAUCCGGCACCGGUAUCUCCAGCCCCCCGCUGGCGGCCCAGACGGUGGUCCCGCUGAAGCACUGCAAGAUCCCGGACCUGUCCAUGGAUCGGAACGUGCUGUUUGAGCUACACCUCUUUUUCUGCCAGCUCAUCGCACUCUUCGUCCACUACGUCAACAUCUACAAGACCGUGUGGUGGUAUCCCCCCUCCCAUCCCCCAUCACACACUUCGCUGAACUUUCACCUCAUCGACUACAACAUGUUGGUGUUCACCAUCAUUGUGUUGGCUCGCAGGUUGAUUGCAGCAAUAGUAAAGGAGGCCUCUCAGAGCGGGAAGCUGUCCUUCCCUCACUCCAUCUUCCUGGUGACAGCACGUUUUGCAGUGCUCACGCUGACAGGCUGGAGCCUCUGCCGCUCCCUCAUUCACCUCUUCAGGACCUACUCCGUCCUCAAUCUGCUCUUCCUCUGCUACCCGUUUGGUAUGUACAUCCCCUUCUUCCGACUAAACUGCGACUUCCGCCGGGCGGGGCCACUGUCACCCAUCGCCAGCAUUGGGUCGAAGGAGGUUGGGGGCGUGGGCGGAGGGCGGGACUACCUGACAGUGCUGAAAGAGACGUGGAAGCAGCACACCAGCCAGCUAUAUGGGGUGCAGGCCAUGCCCACCCAUGCCUGCUGCCUCUCUCCAGACCUUAUCCGCAAGGAGGUGGAGUACCUCAAGAUGGACUUCAACUGGAGGAUGAAGGAGGUGCUGGUCAGCUCCAUGCUUAGUGCCUACUACGUGGCCUUCGUGCCUGUCUGGUUUGUCAAGAGCACACAGUACGUGGACCGACGCUGGUCCUGUGAGCUCUUCAUCCUGGUGUCUGUCAGCACCUCCGUCACACUCAUGAGGCACCUGCUGCCUCCCCGCUACUGUGACCUGCUCCACAAGGCUGCCGCCCAUCUGGGCUGCUGGCAGAAAGUCGACCCCUCCCUCUGUUCCAACGUACUACAACACAUAUGGACAGAGGAGUUCAUGUGGCCACAGGGGGUCCUGGUCAAACACAACAAGAACGUGUAUAAGGCCAUGGGCCACUACAACGUGGCAGUCCCGUCAGACGUGUCCCACUAUCGCUUCUAUUUUUUUUUCAACAAGCCAUUACGAAUAUUGAACAUUCUCAUCAUUCUUGAAGGAGCGAUGAUAUUCUACCAGCUCUACUCACUGAUAUGUUCAGAAAAGUGGCAUCAGACCAUAUCGCUGGCGUUAAUUCUCUUCAGCAACUAUUACGCCUUUUUCAAACUACUCCGAGACCGAAUAGUGCUGGGAAAGGCCUAUUCAUACAUAAACAGCUCCUCAGAGCAGAAGAUAAGUUAAGCUAUCCUCAUUCACCGUGGGACAACUCAAAGUACGCAUGAGAGCUUUGUAUUUUUUCUACAAUUGCAUUUUUUUGGUGUCACUCUUGUUUUUGUUCUGAU